AUGUCCGCUAGUUUCUUGGAAUCCAUGGAUAAUGAUAACGGCCCGGAGGCAACAGGCAGGCUUGAACUGUUGCCGAGAAGCUCGCAAGAAAAUGAAACUAACAACAAACCCUCUGCGGGUACUCAGUUGGCCCUGCUAAUGGACACCCUGCAUCGCCCAACAGAGGUGAAAACUAGAGAUGAGAUUAUUCAAAAUACGGCAUAUACAGACGAUACAAAUGGGCACUACACGUCGGUCUUCAAGGCCCGGCCACAUGCAGACUAUUUUGAUUUUGACACCGAGUACAACAGAACACACGGUCUAGAUGGUGGCAUCUCGCCAUCCAGAAAUCGACAGCCGCAACACAUGGAUUUAGACUGUGAAGACAACGCAAAUGGCUAUACCGACCAAAACGCUCACUUCCGGGGAGAUCAAGCGGUUCUUCAAGAAGUCAUCGAUAAGCUUGACUCAUUCAAACAAGACUUCACUUUCUUGAUCAGAAAAAUGGACGAUGCUUCACUGGCUUGCAGGCAAGCAGUUAAGGAAACGAGUUCAACCUUUUCCGGAGAUCGACCUCUGCCCAUGAGUAAAAUUAUAAAAGACAUUAUGGACUCGCUAGAGGACCUAAGUCCCUCUAACGCAUCUUUAACAUCUCAAGGUGAAAACGAAUCAACUCAAACUCCCAGAAAUUAUACAAAAUCUGGAUUCCUUCAAACUCUGUCUCUUGCGUCACUCGAAAAGGACCCCUGCGCUCGCAUGCCCAAUUUCGGAGUUAUUCUCAUCAAAUCACCUACUUCCGUUUCGCAACUCUGGGACGAAUACACGAAACUACCUCACGAAUGGCCCAUGCCAGAUCUUUUAAACCCGUCGCACUCAUUGAGUGAAAGUAACAACGAUCUUUCUCGGCAAAUAAUGCAAAGAACUACAUCUAUCAGAGAGCUCGAGCGAAAGUACGGCUCAUCUUGGCGCAACAACGACAAAAACUUCUCUAGGCAAGUGAACAGACGUAAAAAAAUAUGGGGUACUAUAGAAGCAGGUCUCGAGCAAGGCAUUUCAUUGCAAGAAUGUUUCCUAAUUCUGGAGUCAUACGCAAAGGAACGGGGGAAAGGACUGAGCUGGUAUUACAACGGAAUUCCUUUCGAAAUUGCAAGUUUGAAAGGAGUUUACAAGAAAUGA
Messenger RNA from Lachancea mirantina, 1155 nucleotides. NCBI's taxonomy places the organism in Eukaryota, Fungi, Ascomycota, Saccharomycetes, Saccharomycetales, Saccharomycetaceae. The record is from the annotation of a GenBank genome assembly.